AUGAGUUCAUUUUUACCCCUUUUCAGUCAUCAAGACUUUUAUCAAAUUGGGACUUACCAGUCAUAUAAUGAACUGCCUGACAAACCGUUUUAUAUUCCCACAAACUUGUCAGAAGAAGAAAACAAGGACUCUGCAUUUACGCAAACAUCAUUUGAUGAUAAUUCAUCAGAAGACGAAGUCAUCUUCACCGACUUAUCAUCAAGCAAAGCAAACAUCCAAGCUAAAGACUCAAAAAGCAAUUCGAAAAAUUAUUCCCCUUCAUAUCUUGAUGAUUCUGACUCUUCUUGUUCCUCGAAGACUAAUCUCAGUCUUGAAUCUGGAGAAAGUAUCCAGAAAGUGGUAACACCUCCAAAACGAGCAAGGGGAAAGAAAAAUGGAAGACCGGGAAAAGAACGACAGAAAGCUGUUCCCAGGAGUGCCCCACCCCCUAUGAUCAUGAAGAAGAGGAGGCUGGCUGCGAACGCGCGGGAAAGACGAAGGAUGGAGAGCUUGAACCACGCUUUCGAUCGUUUGCGGGGUGUCGUUCCGUCAAUCGGAGAUGAUAGAAAAUUAUCAAAAUAUGAAACUUUGCAAAUGGCACAAACUUAUAUUACUGCUCUAUGCGAACUUUUGCAAAGAGAAUGA
Messenger RNA from Uloborus diversus, 624 nucleotides. RefSeq names its product neurogenin-1-like. NCBI's taxonomy places the organism in Eukaryota, Metazoa, Arthropoda, Arachnida, Araneae, Uloboridae. The transcript has a single exon. Gene Ontology annotation, molecular function: protein dimerization activity. The coding region runs from base 1 to 624 and encodes 207 amino acids. The record is from RefSeq and is a predicted model, not a curated record.